AUGCCUCCAAACAACUCUCAAUUCCUCAGCAAGUAUGCUGUCAGCAGUAGCAGCAACAACAAGCAAAUAAACAUCGAUGAUUGCUUUGAUGAUCUUGAAAAUACGAUCAAUAAAUUGGAUGCAGUUAGCAUUCGCAAAGAUCAUACCCAAACUAAACCUAAGCAAUCUUUCGCAUACACCAAUCCUACAUCUGAAUGUAUUCCACAGGAACGACUGGAAGGUCCAGAUAUGAGUCGUAACUUGUCGCAAUUCCUUUAUCCUAAGCCUUCUAUAACUACACAUAUUCGUCCUGACAUGCAAGCCCCUAAUUUAGAUAGACAUGUGUCGCAAAUACUUGGUCCCCAAGCUUCUUCUGUGGCUGAUUCUACAUAUGGUGGCUAUAAUACGCAACCAGUUCGUCCCCCAGCUUCUGUGAACAAUUCUACAUUUGGGUAUAAGACGCAAUCCUCAAAUCUAGGUAGAGAAGUGUCUCAACCAGUUCGUCCCCCAGCUUCUGUGAACAAUUCCACAUUUGGGUAUAAGACGCAAUCCUCAAAUUUAAGUGGACAAGUGUCUCAAAUAGUUCGUCCCCAGACUUCUGUGGCCAAUUCUACAUAUCACGGUCAUAAAAUGCAAAAUCCAUAUAGACCUCAACGUAUGGAUUCUGUAAUUUUGGGGAAGCAAGGCUUCAACGCUGGUAAACCGCCAGUAAGUGGAUUUGCACCUUUAGCGGCAGACUCUAAUGUCCCUGUAGCUCCGGAGGUAGCCUCUGAUGUUCCUGUAGCUCCAGAGGUAGCUUCUAAUGUUCCUGCAGAUCCUACCAAGAAAUAUAAAGUGAUUACUGUGAAGAAAUUUUACCACGGAAGACCGCUUUUGAGAAAAGAUUAG
Mucor mucedo is the source of this 867-nucleotide messenger RNA. RefSeq lists its product as uncharacterized. The transcript has a single exon. The coding region runs from base 1 to 867 and encodes 288 amino acids. NCBI's taxonomy places the organism in Eukaryota, Fungi, Mucoromycota, Mucoromycetes, Mucorales, Mucoraceae. The record is from RefSeq and is a predicted model, not a curated record.